CCGCCGCCCCGCCCGCCGUCAACGACGACGUCAUUGGCGGCAGGACGGUGAUCCAGCGGCGGCGGUGACGACGACGACCCGCAUGAUCGACCGGAGAUACUGACCAAGACUUCCACGGCACCCAUGGCAUCCACUGGCCGGUUUACAGUGGGUUCUCAUGUUUGGGUCGAGGAUGCUGAUGUGGCUUGGAUCGAUGGCCUGGUGGAGGAGGUCCAUGGAGACCAAUUAAUUAUAAACUGCAGUUCCGGAAAGAAGGUUACUGCCAAUGCGUCAAGUGUAUAUCCAAGGGACGUAGAAGUGGCACGCUGUGGGGUUGAGGAUAUGACAAGGCUAGCUUAUCUACACGAACCAGGAGUUCUCAGAAACUUGAAGUCAAGAUAUGGAAUGAAUGAAAUAUAUACUUAUACCGGGAACAUAUUAAUAGCUGUAAAUCCGUUUCAAAGACUUCCUCAUCUUUAUAAUGAUCAUAUGAUGGGAAUCUACAAGGGAGCUGAAUUUGGUGAGCUGAGUCCCCAUCCUUUUGCCAUGGCUGACCGUGCAUAUAGGCUUAUGAUGAAUUAUGGUAUCAGCCAAGCCAUAUUGGUGAGUGGUGAAAGUGGAGCUGGUAAGACAGAAAGCACUAAAAUGCUUAUGCAGUAUCUUGCUUUCAUGGGUGGCAAAAUUGAAUCUGGUGGAAGGUCAGUGCAACAACAAGUGCUGGAGUCCAAUCCUGUUCUUGAGGCAUUUGGAAAUGCAAAAACAGUCAGGAAUAAUAAUUCAAGUCGUUUCGGCAAAUUUGUUGAACUUCAGUUUGAUCAGAAUGGGAAGAUCUCAGGAGCUGCCAUAAGGACUUACCUUUUGGAAAGAUCUCGUGUCUGUCAAAUAUCUGAUCCAGAAAGAAACUAUCACUGCUUUUACAUGCUAUGUGCUGCACCACUAGAGGACCGUGAGAGGUAUAAAGUGGGAGAUGCAGCAUCAUUUCACUAUCUCAACCAGUCCAAUUGCAUUAAUCUUGAUGCAAUGGAUGAUUCUUCAGAAUAUGUAGCAACCAGACGAGCAAUGGAUAUUGUAGGCAUUAGUUCUGAUGAGCAGGAUGCCAUAUUCAGAGUUGUUGCUGCUAUUCUUCAUUUGGGCAAUGUGGAAUUUUCCGAAGGGAACGAAGCAGAUUCUUCUGUACCCAAAGAUGAAAAAUCCAAGUUCCAUCUUAGGACAGCUGCAGAGCUUUUCAUGUGUGACGAAAAGUCCCUCGAGGAAUCUUUAUGUAAGCGUGUUAUGGUAACACGUGGUGAGAGUAUUGUAAGAAACUUGGAUUUACGAGCAGCAGCUCUUAGUAGAGAUGCAUUGGCCAGAAUCGUUUACUCCCGCUUAUUUGAUUGGAUCGUGAAUAAGAUCAAUACUACAAUAGGACAAGAUCCUGAUUCAAAGCUUUUGAUUGGUGUGCUGGACAUUUACGGAUUUGAAAGUUUCAAAACAAACAGUUUUGAGCAGUUCUGUAUCAACUUAACCAAUGAGAAGCUCCAGCAACACUUUAAUCAGCAUGUUUUUAAGAUGGAGCAAGAAGAAUAUACAAAGGAAGAAAUUGAUUGGAGUUACAUCCAAUUUGUGGACAACCAAGAGAUUCUUGAUCUCAUUGAGAAGAAACCAGGGGGGAUAAUUUCUCUACUGGAUGAGACUUGCAUGUUGCGAAACUCAACCCAUGAAAUAUUCGCUGAAAAGCUCUAUCAAAAAUAUAAGGACAAUCCGCACUUCAGUAGGCCAAAAUUUUCACGAUCUGAUUUCACUAUUCAUCACUAUGCGGGAAAUGUUACAUAUCAGACGGAUCUAUUCUUAGAUAAAAACAUAGAUGCUGCUGUAAACGAGCAUCAGGAUUUGUUACAUGCUUCUAGAUGUCCAUUUGUCUCAAGUCUUUUUCCCCCUUCUGAAGAAUCAACUAAAUCCACAAAGUUCACUUCGAUAGGUUCGAGCUUCAAGCAACAAUUACAAGGUCUAUUGGAAACUCUCAGCGCAACAGAACCACAUUACAUGCGCUGCAUAAAGCCUAAUAAUGUUCUCAAGCCAGCAAUUUUUGAGAACAGUAAUGUUCUCCAGCAACUUCGGUGUGGGGGGGUGCUAGAGGCGAUAAGAAUAAGCUGUCUUGGAUACCCAACAAGGCGGACAUUUGAAGAAUUUGUUGACCGCUUUGGUGUUUUACUACCAGAAGUUCUCGGCGAAGGUUAUGAUGAAGUUAAUUCCACAAACCUGCUCCUUGAGAAAGUAAAUCUCACAGGUUAUCAGAUAGGGAAAACAAAAGUGUUUCUGCGUGCUGGUCAGAUGGCUGAACUAGAUGCUCGGAGGACUGAGGUCUUGAGCUGUUCUGCUAGUAAAAUCCAGAGAAAAGUUCGGUCGUUUCUGGCUCGCAGAAACUUUAUUCAGCUGCGAAUGUCUUCUGUUCAGCUUCAGGCAAUGUGCAGAGGACAAAUUGCGAGACAUUAUUAUGAAGAUCUCCGUAGGAAAGCUGCUUCAUUGAAAAUUCAGACCUGCUAUCGUAUGCACUUUGCAAGGAAACACUACAAAGAUCUCUGUUCUGCAUCGACUACUGUCCAAUCAGGUCUACGUGGUAUGGCUGCUCGCAGCGAACUCCAUUCCCGUCAGCAAACAAAAGCGGCAGUGAUUAUUCAGAGUUUCUGCCGUAGUGAUUUAGCAAGCUCACGGUACAUGGGUUUAAAGAAGGCAGCAAUCACAACCCAAUGUGCUUGGAGAGGAAGGGUGGCUAGAAGAGAACUUAGAAAACUUAAAAUGGCUGCAAAAGAAAGUGGUGCUCUGCAGGCUGCCAAGAAUAAGCUAGAGAAGCAAGUUGAGGAACUCACUUGGCGUUUGCAACUGGAAAAACGCAUGAGGACUGACAUGGAAGAAGCCAAGUCACAGGAAAAUAAGAAGUUGCAACAACAGUUGCAGGAACUGCAAUUCCAGUCCAAGGAGACAAACGAUUUACUAAGAAGGGAACAGGAAAAUGCAAAAGCAGCAUUGGACAAAGCUGUCUCUGUACCAGAGAUCCAUGUCGAUACAACUCUUGUUGAUGAGCUUACUGCUGAAAAUGCCAAGCUUAAGACACUGGUGGUUUCUCUCGAGAUAAAAAUUGAUGAGACAGAACAGAAGUUCGAAGAAAUGAAGAAAGCCAGAGAAGAGUUGCUGAAGAAAGCCACAGAUGCAGAGUCAAAGAUAAAUGGACUGACCAACUCAAUGCUAAGUUUUCAAGAAAAGCUUACAAAUAUGGAAGCUGAAAAUCAACUUCUCCGGCAGCAGGGGCUGUUGCACUCACCUAUGAGAACAAUAUCCGAGAGCACAUCUCCCAAAUCUAAUUUGGCUAAUGGCAGCCCACGCAUCGAGGAACAGAUGACACCUCAUGGCACUCCUCGAGCACCCAAGGAUUAUGGGAGCUUCGCACAGCCUAGGGCAUCCUUUUCUGAGAGGCAGCAUGAGAGUGUUGAUGCACUUAUAAGCUGUGUUACUGAUAAUAUUGGCUUUAGCGAAGGAAAGCCAAUUGCUGCAAUAACCAUAUACAAAUGUCUUGUCCAUUGGAAGAUAUUUGAAACAGAAAAAACAUCUGUUUUUGAUAGGCUUAUUCAAAUAUUUGGUUCUGCAAUGCAGUAUCAUGAUAGCAAUGAAGAUCUUGCAUACUGGCUAUCAAACUCAUCAACUUUAUUGAUCAUACUACAAAAGAGUCUCAGAGCUGUUGGCUCAACCGGAACGACUCCACAGAAAAGACCACAGACUCAGUCAUCGUUCCUUGGGAGGAUGGUCUUCCGUUCUUCGACCAUCACUGUUGAUAUGGAUCUCGUGCGUCAAAUUGAGGCCAAGUAUCCUGCAUUUCUUUUCAAACAGCAACUUACAGCAUUUGUGGAAGGCUUAUAUGCGAUGAUCCGUGACAAUGUGAAGAAAGAACUAUCCUCAUUGCUCUUGCAUGCUAUUCAGGUCCCAAGAAUUAUGAAAGCCAGUAUGGUAAGAGCGCGUUCAUUUGGGGCGUCAAGUUUGAGGGGGCGUUCAUUUUCAAAUCAAGGUAGCUAUUGGCAGGCAAUAGUUGACAAUUUGACUGAACUCUUGAAUAUCUUGCGAGACAAUUGUGUCCCUGCUAUUUUUAUUCGGAAGAUAUUUACGCAGAUUUUCUCAUUUAUCAACGCUCAACUUUUCAAUAGGUAA
Lolium rigidum is the source of this 4155-nucleotide messenger RNA. Its product is annotated as myosin-8-like. Bases 124 to 4155 code for a protein of 1343 amino acids. Gene Ontology annotation, molecular function: ATP binding; actin filament binding; microfilament motor activity. Gene Ontology annotation, biological process: actin filament organization; vesicle transport along actin filament. Lineage: Eukaryota; Viridiplantae; Streptophyta; Magnoliopsida; Poales; Poaceae. The record is from RefSeq and is a predicted model, not a curated record. The transcript is spliced from 33 exons. Gene Ontology annotation, cellular component: cytoplasm; myosin complex; actin cytoskeleton.